AUGGGGCGGAUAGCCACUCGAGUCUCUAACACUGCCACAAAACUUGGUCUUGAAUUUGAAAUUGAUAAGUCUGACCUUAUUCAUUUUUAUCGCCACCCUAACCACUCUGCCAACCCCAGUCUUCACCUUACCCUGAAUGGCAAGAACUACACCAUACUGCCCCAAGGAUGUAUUCGUUGGCUAGGAUUCUACCUAGAUAGAAAGCUCACGUUCAAAGAGCAUAUCUCCAACUCCGCCAACAAAGCUAAAGCCAUCAUAGCCGGAUUAGGAAUGCUAGCCAACACACAGCGUGGACUCACCAUCAAACACGCGCGCAUCCUUUACCUCACCUGCGUCAUCCCAAUCCUUACAUAUGGAUCCCCUCUGUGGUUUCUGGGGCGCAGACAGAAGUCGUUGCUUGAACCGCUUAGGAAGGUCCAGAACCAAGGAUUGAGAUGGCUUCUUGGAGCCUUCAAAACCACUCCCAUCCCCUGUCUCGAACACCUAGCAUCUAUCCCACCCCUGCACAUCACGUGCCACAAGCUCAUCAUGAACUACUCAGCGAAGCUCAGAACCAUCCCCAAGUCAUCCGAAGUUGCUAAACGUCUCCCUGCAUCAUGGGACACGCAUACACCCACCCUUAACAGCAACAGAAAGAACACAACUGAGAGCUUACAAUCCCCCAUCCACUUCAUUGCAUCACACAGUCACCCACACAUUGAAUUUGUCUCGCCUCACAUUAACCACCCAUCCAACCCAACCAUUCCAUUCCCUGAUCAAAUCAAAAUCAAGGACUCCACUGACGGACUUAAGCGCGACGAAUACCGCGACAAAAUCCUAUCCAAAAUUAGCGUACUUGAAGAAUGUCAUGCCAGCGUUCUUGGCUACUCAGAUGGGCACGCGGCGGUGUCCAAUGGCAUUCGGAAAGUCGGCGUCGGCUACGUUAUACGUGCCGGAAAAAGGACCUUGUCAUCGUCGUCAGUUGGAAUUGGACCGCGAGCCAACAUCUAUGAUGCAGAAAUGCUGGGAAUAUUAUUAGCAUUCAUGAAAGCUAAACAAAUAGCCGAAAACCAAGGUUAUCGCAAAAUACGCAUAUAUUGCGACAACCAGUCCGCCGUUAAAUCUAUCACCGACCUAUCACGACAUCCGUGCCAAUACACAUCCAGAGCAUUCGUCACCGCCGCCAAGGCAUUCGUGACGGGACACCCAGAACGAUCCAUCCACAUCACCUGGACACCUGGGCACAACGGAGUCGAAGGCAACGAAACAGCGGACCGCUUGGCUAACGAGGGAGCUAGAGUGGCCCCAAACCCCAUAUUCAAUCGCACCAUUACAUGGGCGAAAGAACAGGCAACUCGCAAAACCAUACGUUCAUGGAAGAAAGCAUGGUACGAACACUCGGAAUCACGUAUCAACUCGAAAUAUUACAUACCCCGCCCACCCGCACUCAAACUACAUCCCAUAUUCAACUCAAGCAAGCUGGGCAGGGACAUCGAGUGCCGCCUCGUACAAUACCUCACCGGACACGGGCAUUACGGCGAGUACCAUGCACAAUUCCACCACGACGUAGAUCCCAGAUGCGCCUGCGGGGAGUCGGAGGAGACAAUCUUUCAUUUAACCACCUCCUGUCCCGCUACGGCGGGACACAGGGGGAUACUCAGUGAGUUUUCCACCAACAUUAAUGACCCCACACUGUUUGGCUCCCUGGCAGGUCUCGAAGCAGUCGCAAAGUUCAUAGCCAAGACGGGCAUAGGCCGAAGACGAGGAGGCCCGCAGGCAGCCGCUCAAGCCAUGUAG
Molecule: messenger RNA, 1776 nt
Organism: Rhizoctonia solani
Lineage: Eukaryota; Fungi; Basidiomycota; Agaricomycetes; Cantharellales; Ceratobasidiaceae
Product: ribonuclease H-like protein
Exons: 1
Coding region: 1-1776 (591 amino acids)
Molecular function (GO): nucleic acid binding; RNA-DNA hybrid ribonuclease activity
Source: RefSeq, a predicted model, not a curated record